AUGACCUCGAUACCAGAAAUCAACAUUGAGUUUGGGGACUUAGGCGCUGCGCCGGUAUCUAGCCAGCUUACGCCGGCCAGAACCAUCAACGGCCGGCCGUACCACGCAAAGCGGCCUCAUAAGAAAUCCCGCGCCGGUUGUGUGAACUGCAAGUCCCGCAAGGUCAAGUGCAACGAGGAGCGACCGCGAUGUCGCGCAUGCACAUUGCGCAAAGAGACAUGUGUCUACCCGUCCACACAGCACACAUUCUCUGCGGCCAGCUCUGCUUCGUCUCGCAGCGUCCGCGCGGCAGCACUCUCAGCAGCAGCAGCAGCAACAGCAACAGCAGCAGCAGCAGCCCCCGCCUCGUCUUCCUCUGCAUCAAAUUCUUUACUGCCUCCUUCCUCCACCUCAUCAUCGUCUUCUUCUGAGGACGGGUCGGCCGCCGUUGCCUCCCGCGUCAACUCUCGGAGCGCUUCUCCGUAUUUAUACUCGUCAACGAGCGACUCGGCCAAUGUUGAAAGGGGCUGGAAUGCCUCGAGUAAUGGCCCUGUGCGCAAACAAAACAGGGGUGGCUUCAACAUGCUCGAGGAGCCUUUCUACCUCCCACCGCAGAUCGACCAGACGGACAUGAAGCUUCUCUGGUUUUACACUGCAAAAGGUUUCGAUGCAUUCGCAGCGGAGGCCGGCCACCAGCCACAAGUCGACGAGAUUUUGCGAGUUGCGAUUCCACGCCAUGCUUUUUCCAGCAGGUUCCUCAUGGACUGCUUGCUCGCCCUAUCCGCUCUCGAGCUGCAGAUACUGAACCAACCCAUUGAGCCUUCUCGCGUGCUCAUGUACCGCGCUAGGGCUUUUGCCGGCUACCGCAAAGCAAUCGAGGAAGCCACACCCGAUACGUAUCCUGCACUCCUAGCCUGUUCUCUCCUGCUAUGCUCGCUGUCGUCGGAGAUGUUUCGCGACACAGACAGCACAGCCCUGUACAUUCUCGACUGGAUGGUCGUAUGGCGCGGAAUCGGUCUUAUUGUGAAGCUUAUCAAGCCGGAAAUGCUCUUCAAGUCGGGCAUGUCCCUACUUUUUGCCCGACCGCCCAUCAACCUGGAUGCAUCAACAAAGUACAUCCCCAACCAGUUGCUCUUCAUGGUGAGCUCCAUCCGCCACGACGAGCCUGACUAUAUGCACAUCAACAUGUACUAUGAGACACUCAAGUAUUUGGGGUCGCUGUACCGGGAACUCGAGUCGGGCAUGGGCCGCAUCCUCAGCCUACGCACCAUCACGUGGUUCACAUUUCUACCAAAAGGCUUUGUCGAUGUGGCCCGUGAACACCGGCCGCGAGCUCUGAUCAUUCUAGCACAUUACCUUGUCUUUAUCAAGCUAUGCAGGUUGUGGUGGAUGCAGGGAAUUGCAGACAAGGAAAUCAAAGACAUUCGCGACGUCCUCGACGAAGACUGGUUGCUGUUCAUCUCCGGACCGCUUGCGGCCCUAGAGACUGAUGAUGAGAUCUCCAUUGGCAAAAUCCUCCUCAAUAACAACUCUUGGCAGCCGGACUUUUUCUACGAUCAAACUCGGGACAACCAGCUGAGGAGCUUGGGCCUUGUUGACAACUCCGGCCGCAAUAUCAUAUUCAACGGCUCCUGGAUCCAAGCUGAUACAGGGAAGCCAGCAGUUUGGAACAUGACCGAACCUCUUGACACAUCGUCGGCCAUCUUUCGCCCUGAAGAGAUUAUUGGACUCCGGCAUCUAAGUCUGAAUAUCCCAGGCGAAUCCCCCUCCGCGAAGGAGACCACCGGCGACGGCAUUGACAUCACCAAUAUAAACCCUUGA
Molecule: messenger RNA, 1800 nt
Organism: Sporothrix brasiliensis 5110
Lineage: Eukaryota; Fungi; Ascomycota; Sordariomycetes; Ophiostomatales; Ophiostomataceae
Exons: 1
Coding region: 1-1800 (599 amino acids)
Biological process (GO): regulation of transcription by RNA polymerase II
Molecular function (GO): zinc ion binding; DNA-binding transcription activator activity, RNA polymerase II-specific
Source: RefSeq, a predicted model, not a curated record